Messenger RNA from Halichondria panicea, 1352 nucleotides. RefSeq names its product phospholipase B1, membrane-associated-like. Gene Ontology annotation, molecular function: glycerophospholipase activity. The transcript is spliced from 12 exons. Bases 147 to 1259 code for a protein of 370 amino acids. Gene Ontology annotation, biological process: phospholipid metabolic process. The record is from RefSeq and is a predicted model, not a curated record. Lineage: Eukaryota; Metazoa; Porifera; Demospongiae; Suberitida; Halichondriidae.
UAUUGCCCCAAGUUUCAUCCAGCACAACACAAGACACUUCUAAUUACCCCGGACACUCUUCUGGACAAUUUUUUUGUUCUAAUACAACGGACACUCUGUGCUUUAAUAUUACUAAAUAUCCGGACAAUACCUUGAAAAGUAUAAACAUGUACAAGCUGGUAGCUAGUUCCCUACUGCUGCUCACAGCUGCAUUUGCAGUGCAGCAUUGCAGCUGUCAGACGGUCCAUUUUGACUGCCCCAAGCUGCCCCCUCUCCCUCCUGCCAGGACAGUGCAUGAGCUGAGGCCUCAGGACAUACGAGUUGUCAUGGCUCUGGGGGACAGUGUCACUGCUGGCUUUGGCAUGAUGGGUAGACACGGUAACAUCAUUGAGGACUUGCAGGAGUACAGAGGAAUGUCCUGGUCCAUCGGGAUGGAUGACGAUGCUCAGACUGUUCCUAACUUUCUCAAGAACUACAGAGAUGAUUUAAUUGGAGGCAGCCUGGGUCAUCACCUUGGAGAGCUUUGCUAUGAUAUUGUGUGCCCUCCGUUUCAAUACAAGCCUGAUAAGGAUGUGUUGAAUGCGGCCCAGAGUGGUGCCAUGAUCCCUAACCUGGUCACACACGAGUGGAGGUACAUGCUGGAGCAGCUCAAAGAGCACAAAGAGAUUGACAUGGAUAACGAUUGGAAGGUUUUGACUCUCUUCAUAGGAGCAAAUGACCUCUGUCUGGCAUGCUCUGAGAUUGUGCCCACUCUCACUCCUGACGACUUCGAGAAGCACUUGAGGGAGACCUUGGAUGAGGUGAUGAAGAUACCACGAGUGUUUGUCAACCUCGUUCUCACUGGGAACAUCUCAGGAAUCUACACACUGUCUCUCAAGAACAAGCAUUGCACAGAGGUACAUCGUUUACUACCAAUAGAGUGUGCGUGUGCGUUCCUGGGAGGAAGUACACCAGAGGGAGUGAAGCUAAGGGAAGAUUUGGAUAAAACAGCAAUGGCUUUCAACGACAGAAUGAACAAGGUAGCAGCUGACUAUGUUGGGAUAAAGGACGACUUUGCAGUUGUGAUUCAACCAUUCUUCUCAGGAACUGAUCCGAGCAACUUCACAAUCGACUUCCUGUCAGACUUGGACUGUUUCCACCCCUCAUUGCUAGCCCACCAGCACAUGGCCAAAGGACUAUGGAACAACAUGCUCACUCCAGCUGCUCAGAAAAAGACCUCUCUUGUUUGGACGGAUCCUUUUGUGUGCCCAACCAACAACACGUUAUUGUACACGAACUAACUACAUAAUUAUACACAAGUGGACAUUUUGUGUCACACACCACCACUUUUUGAUGCACAACAAAAACUAAUAUGAAAUGUUUUUCUGCUGAAA